Molecule: messenger RNA, 823 nt
Organism: Argentina anserina (silverweed cinquefoil)
Lineage: Eukaryota; Viridiplantae; Streptophyta; Magnoliopsida; Rosales; Rosaceae
Product: ribosomal protein S10, mitochondrial
Exons: 3
Coding region: 196-573 (125 amino acids)
Biological process (GO): translation
Cellular component (GO): small ribosomal subunit; mitochondrion; ribosome
Molecular function (GO): structural constituent of ribosome
Source: RefSeq, a predicted model, not a curated record
UUGUUGCCACAUCUGAAAGAUAAGACUACGUCGUUUUGGGCUGGCUUCGACAACCCUCGUGCGUUUUGAUUUGAGCGGGCUAAACCCUUCCCAACACUCUCACUGUCCACCGCCGGCCGCCGUGGUUUCGCAGCAAAACGGGCCGACCAAUCUCCGAUUUUCAGCGAACUCGUCCUUGAGUCUGGAGCAGCAGUAAUGACAACCAGAAUAUGCGUUGCGAUUAGGUCGUUUGAGAAACACCCAUUGGGACUUCCAGCUUGCACGCGGAGGGUUCGGUUGCCUGACAAACGUGUCUUGUACACUGUGCUACGAUCACCUCAUGUUGAUAAGAAGUCCAGAGAACAGUUCCAUAUGAUAACCAAGAAACAACUUCUGGUCAUAGACACAAAAGCUAAUGAGUUGCAAAAGAAGUUCUUUUGGUUGAAGCGCCAGCGUAUACUUGGAGCUCAGUAUGAGAUUAUAUUCAAUUCCAAGACCCGUUUGGACAAGGGAAAGCUCCAGGCUCUGCUUAAUAAGGAAACUGAAACAUCUCCUGCAGCAGACUUGGGGUUGAAGUCGAUAAUUUCCAGUUGAGAAGGUGUUUCUUUGUAAACAGACCUGCAUUCUGUAGAAGACUAGAAGUUGAUGGCUAUGAUCGGACUUAUCAUUGAAGAAGACCUCACUUUACCUCAUACAUCUAAUCGUAGUACAAAGAUUUCAGUCAUUUCAUCAGAAUUUGGUUGCAAAUAAUUAUUUAGCAAUUUUUGUGGUUAGUUUUUUUGUGUAAAACAACUUUUCCGCUUCUGUGAAAUAAGGUAUGCAUCAGCGUUGCAAUAUUCAUGUC